UGGUCAUUGAAAAAAAAUUGGCGGUAGGCGUUGUUGCUGUUGCGUUUUCGUGUUCCUGACUAAAAUUAGGGAAAUUUAGUUUGACAAACAUGAACUCAAACGUAACGUAACUGGAUACCGUAUAUCCCUGGUAACUGUUCCUCAUCAGUAGUGCUUGUUAAGUUUAAUAACAGCGUGUUAAAUGCGUGUUGACAAACAGAAAACAAGUGCGAAAGCUAAGUUAGCCAACUGUAAACUUUGGUGCUAGCAGCUAAAGUUAGCCGGCUAGCUUCUUAAUAUAAAGCCAGUCGCCACCGGACACAGUGCUUUCUGAACAACUCGGAAUAAUGGCGAAUCCGGCAUUGUUGCAGAGAAAGAAUGGGAAAUAUCUGUGGUUUGCUCUCCUCGGGCUUGGAUUUCAACCAGACGCCGCAAUUCUGUCAGUCGCCGGCAAAACCAACAUUAACAUUAAACACAUCAACCUGGGACCGAAUAUGUUCGACAAACCAAACAAAGAUGCCUUCUACAUAGUGACCCAUUUCCUGUUGGAGAAACUCAACCCGACACGAUUUAAUGAGGCAUACAGAUACUGCUGGCCUGUUCUGAACCACAAAGCAGAUGCUGAGUUCCGCAAAGUUACCUGCGCUUGGCUGAGAGAAAUAAUGGAUGAAACCGCGAAUGCAGGAUCCAAAGUGGUAGCAUCCUUGUUCCUUUCACCUGGAGGCCCCAAGUUUAUCAACUUGAUGCUUAAUUUGGCCAAUCACGUCAUGCUACAGGAAAUUAAGACAUUCACCACAGAUGACAGCUGGGUUCCUGAAGCUGCAGCAAUGCCUGCUUCCUCCCUGGACAUGGCAGUGAUGAGACUCAGCCUCAUCAAUAGCAGGUUUUUGAAAGCUGCAGUGGAUCAAGAUCGCUUUCUCCACGAGUACCAGAGACGAGCCCAGCUCCUGGUGAAGUCUGUAAGGGACAUCAGAGCAGAGGGUGCAAAGUAUGACGAGCUACUCAAGCGUCACAGCAGUGAUUCUGCACAGGAGGGAGCUUCUCCAGCAGAGAAGACCAAACAGGUGCGCUCCUUGUGGUCGACCAUUGAUGGAAUGCUCUCAACUACCAAAGAGGACCAGCAUGCAGUGGAAAGUGUUUUGAAAGGGGAUGUAGACCAGUACGUCCUGGACGGCACGGAUCGAGUCCUCAAAAUUCCCCGGUGUCUGCUGGAGAGAGUUGAACAGCUCCCACAUCAGUUGAGCUCAGGGAAUGUGUAUGAGGCAGGCCAGCUGAACCUCCUUUGUGUGUUGGAGCUGAUGAACCACGCGCUGCAACUCCUGAGGGAGGAGUGUUGUCGGGUCGCUCAUGCCCCUAAGCCCCAGCUCAGUCCUGAGCACCUCCAGGAGAAAUGUCAACAGAUGGCCCGUGUGCUGCAGAACCUCCACCUCAUCAGACAGAAGAUUUCUAAGGAAGGAAUUCCUGAGGUCAGAAGUGCCAUCAGAGAGUUGGAGACUGAGUGGGACAGGAAGUGGAUGGAUACUCUGAAGGACACACCCCUAGUCUUUUUUCUGAAUGAAGAUCCUGCUCUUGGCUUCCUCUCACCAAUGGCUCCAUUGUCCUUUGAACCAGCGGCUGACACCAGUUACAGAAGUAGUGUCUUCUCGCAGUACCCUGCAACGCUUCUUGAGGAGAAGCCUUCAGAGAGUAAAUCACAGGAAGGUGCCCAUCAUUAUUCUAACCUGAAGAAGAGCCCUUGCCCUGCAACAGCCAAGAGGACUGAAAGUCCUGUUGUCACCACUGAAGCACCAUCACAAGCGAAUACCUCUCUAGACUGGCUUUUUGACACGCCUCCAUCUCCUCCUCUGAGGGCUCCAUUAGUACCACCACCUCAGGCCAGUGUGAGGAAGACUACCCGUGUUCAUCCGAAGGUGUCCCCCAUGAGGACCAAGACUCGGAUAUUAGACAUGGAAUGUGAUAACCUUGCUGAUCAGUUUGCAGAUGCUGUGACUACAACCACUCCCACAGAGGGCAGGGUUAAAGACCUGGAGGGCAUUCUCGGCACUCUUCAUGGAGAUCCCUUCUCUACUAGAAAGCAGCUGCCUCGUACGCCUGAGAGCUUGAUUAUGGAUGUGAAGAGCUCCUGGCGUAAGGCACUUGAGGAAGACAAAGUUGAGAAAAUCGCACAGUCAGCCAAGUUUAAUGACGAUACGUUGCUGAGCCCCGAUGCUCCCUCCCUCAGUGUCUUCAGUGGUAUCACCCCUCCUGUUACGAGCCACAGCAGCCUGCCUGUCAGCCAGCACGAGGUCUUGUUCAAAUCCAGUCUGCUGUGGGACACCCUCAACACAGAGACCCUGGACAGCCCGAGUGGCACCGGCAGCAGUGCGGUCCACUUCAGCCUUGACCACGAAACUCUCCCUGAAAUGCCCAGCUGUGACAGCCUGCUGAGCCUCGACGACGAUAUAAAGAGCGAGGAUGAGGACGAGCUCCUUCUCCCCUCUCUGAAGACUGACGCAAAGCAGUCGCCGCUGAUAACCGCACGUCACUACCUGGGUCAGAUCCAGCAGGCGUGCAACGACGGCUCUUUUAUGGGAAGCAGGAAUAGGACACCCAAGUGUCUUCUGUCGGAUCAUGCGGUUUCUGGUUUGGACCGAGACUGGCUAAAGCAGCCUGCAAAGGCAGUGGACGCCUCAGACAAGGUCUUCUCACUGGACCUAGACACUUUGGAGACCUCUUCACCUCCAAAGAAGCAAGAGUACAGCCUCCCAAAACUCAUCACAUUCUCCCCAAUAGAUGACAUGAAGUGUUAACUACAUUCAUACAGAAACCACUUUUCAGCCCCCAAUGUCAUCAACUGUCUGAUUUUGAAUUUAAAAUAAAUGUAACAUUUUUACAUGGCUUUGAAAUAACCUGCUUCUGUCACUCUAAAUUGUCUGUGCAUAAGUUUAUUGGUUUUAAUUUAAAAUAAGACAUGAAUUGGUUUAAUAAAAUUGUAAAGUGUGGUUAAUUUUUUUUUUUUUUUUUUUUUACUUGUGUAAAUAACUAGAUUUCUAAUGUCAGUGUUAUGCCUGUGUAGGAGAGUAACAUUGAACUCCUGAAGCUGUCGGGAGUCCACUGUAUUCAUAUUGUACUCACGUUGCACUAUUGGCAUGGUUUCUAACCUCACAAUGUCUUAACAGGAUGCUAAAUGUCUUUGUAGGUAGAUGACCACAAAUGAAACAGGUUGAUGAAAGUAGCAGAAUUUCUCAAAUGUUUGAAACAUUUGGAAAUAAAAAUGUAAUGCACAUAA
Molecule: messenger RNA, 3247 nt
Organism: Dicentrarchus labrax (European seabass)
Lineage: Eukaryota; Metazoa; Chordata; Actinopteri; Moronidae
Gene: haus6
Product: HAUS augmin-like complex, subunit 6
Exons: 16
Coding region: 327-2768 (813 amino acids)
Biological process (GO): spindle assembly
Cellular component (GO): mitotic spindle microtubule; HAUS complex
Molecular function (GO): microtubule binding
Source: RefSeq, a predicted model, not a curated record